AUGCGCUUUGAAGUACCGUGUUCUGUUCGUCUUUUUGAAGUUGAUCCUUCCAGAGGUCACCCAGUGACCUGUGACAAUCACAGAUGGAUCAAACCUUGGUGUUCGGACUUGCUUCUCGACCCGCAGAUCUUUUCCACACCCGAGCGGGAACCGUCUUUUCGCAGCUGUUCUCGACCCAUGACGCAGCUUGAAGUGCCAGAGUCUCAGAACGCCCCUUUGACCCCCACGUCGCAGAAGUCGAGUCCCACCAAGAAGAUUCGAGAGAAAGCUGCGCAGAUCCGCAAGAGCUUCCAGCGUCCAAAGUUUUGGGUCUUGGGCUUUGGCUGGUGCCUGGCGGCUUGCGCUGGUGCUGCAAAUGUCAUAGCUUUCAAGAGCUGGCACCUGUAUGCAUCACAUGUGACUGGCAGUACGUCCGCCAUGGCUUUUCGAUUGGAAGGCUAUCAUCAAGGAGAAUACGGAUCAGAGAGCCUGAAAGAGGCUUGCUUUUUGGUACUCUCCUUUGUGCUCGGUGCCUACGCAUGCGGUCUUUUGAUUGACAAGAAUCAAGUCCACUUCUUGGGCAAGGCCUUUUACGGCUUGGCGCUUGUGUUGAACUCAACCUUGCUGGUGCUAGCCGCAUUUCUUCCAGGGCGCUUGCUGCCAGUGUGCUUCGUCUCUGCCGCCUGCGGACUUCAGAAUGCCAUGUGCACUUCUCAUUUCGGUGCCAUCAUUCGCACGACACACGUGACAGGCACUGUCACCGACAUCGGCUCCACUCUGGGGCGGAUCAGCAUGAUCUACCUGCGCAAGGGCUGUCGCCGUUCCAAAUUGGAUGAUGUGGAGCUAGCAGAGGUGAGUGUGGACAGCCGAAAGCUGGCAGUGCUCAUGGGCCUGUGGAGCUUCUAUUUUGUCGGUGGCCUUGUGGGGAUCUACAUGGAGAACAUCAUUCCAGGCCCCCCGGAGCGUGCCUUGUUGCUGCCGGCGACCUUCACGGGCGGCUUGGGCCUCUUCUACAUGGCUUGCCGCAAGAUGCUCAAGGAGUAUAUCAAGAAGUUGGAGAGAGAGCGCUUUGAAUCUGACCUGGAAGAAGCGCAUAAAGUCUUGGUUCACAUGGGCAGUCGUCUGCAUUCUCUCGAGACCAGCGAUCACUCUGUGGUUGAAUUGGAUGAAGAGAUGGGACAGAUGAUUGAGGCGCUUCAUGAAGUGGAGGCCGACUUUGAAAAUCUUUGCCGGCAGAAAAGCCAGAUCCUCGAACGAAGUGUGACCGGGGUUUUCGCUCCGCUGGCCGAGCCGCCGCGCGGCGGAUCCCCGCAGGACUCCCUGAGGGAGUGGCGGACCGUUGGCGGACUGUUGAAGCAGGUGAGUCUUUGCAGCAUCUUUGCACUUGAGUCCAUUGGAGAAGGCAUUGAGUCCAUUCAUUCACAGGCCGCCGAUCGUGCAUCCGGGGCACAUUCCCAGGCCCAAAUCGGCCUCCAGGCGUGCCCGGCACGCCGCUCCGGCGGAGAACGGGAGUUGAGCGGAGAACGGGAACCGGCGUCUUUUCCGAGAAACUUGGGGGAGCACAAGUGCUACCAUCCCUUUCCCCCGGACGUCGGCUCUAAGGGCCUGGACUUCACCUUUGUGCCUCCAAAGGGCGAGCGUCGUCCUGAAAUGCUGAAGCAGAGCAGUGUGCCGAACCUGGUGCACGACCGCAGCGAAGUGCUUCGCGGCGGCGACGUGCGUCGGGGGUUGCGCGAGCAGCGGGCUUCAAAGGUCGCGUCGCAGACGCAGGCCUACGACCCACGGGACCCACGCCCAGGUUUGAGGCAUUCCUCCUCGGCCACCAGUCUCGGUCGGGGUCCGGGGCGGGAGGAGCUUCGGAGACCCAUGAGGUAUGAUUCGGCCAGCUCCCUCUUUCACACGCCUGAUCACGCGAGCUUUGCCAAGUCCGACGCUCUGCAGUUGGAGAGCAGGCUCACGCAACGCCUUCGGGAGUACAGCUUCUCCAACAUCGAACCGACACGAAGGCCCCGUCGGAAGAGCCCAUCGGUGCCCCGCGAGGAGCUCCGGCCGGGGCUCUUCGAGCGCGAGCUCCGUGCAGGACGCAGUCCCUACCGGCCGGGCGCCGUCUCCUGGCCCGAAGGUGCCUACAGCUUCCACUCCACCGCCACGCCCAGCAAGAGUCGGGCCUCAGCGACCUCAUCGCCUUACCCACAGAGCACUUACAGCCAGUUUGGAGGUGCUCCGACUGAGGAGGGGGAGUCGCAGUUGAAGAUUUACAGCGAUCUUUUUGAGGAGGUCAUCGAACGCGACCGAGUCUUUGGGCCCUUGCUCCGCAAGGUCAAAGGUGCUUAUGACUCCUUGCUGAGUCAGGCUCCGCAGGCUCCUUCGAUACCUGCAAUGCCAGCGCCACGAGAGGAACGCACUCCAGGCAGCUUGCGCGCCAGCCGCUCCUCCGAGCCCACGCUGCGCGUCGAGGCGCCUGCAGAUGCGUGGGAGCUCCAUCGAGAGAACCAGGCCUUGAAAGACCUCAUCGAAAGGCUUCACAUGGAGCUCGAGGAGGCCGUGAAGCGUGAACAACGCUGGAAGGCCAAAGCUGCCAAGCUCAAGGCCCGAUUUUCAGCGCCAGUGCAGGCGCAGACCGACUACCCGGGUCAAUUCCAAGGCUGGGUCCCUGUGGAUGAAAGAGGUUAUGUCUUAACGGACUGGGCACGCCAGGAGGCCGAGCAUUUGGAGGCCCGUCCCCAAAGGCAGGUUUUCCAUGCCAAUCGAAGGGAGCCGGGCUAUGAGGGCGUCGACAUGCUGAACCAAGCACACCUCAUGAGCCUCAGCUCCAUCUCACCUCAAACCUCGCAGUUGCAGCCCAUGGAUCAAGGCUCUGCCCGCUCGGACGACAGCGGCAUCCUCCCACAAAGACCCGAGCGUCGGGUGGUGACGAGGCCAGCCUCCGUGCCCAAGUUGGAUCUCACCCAGAUGCAACAGCUGCUGGAGGAAGAAGACUACGAGGAGGCGGAGCAGGAGGAUGAGGAUGGCCAGUACGACGACGAGCACCAGCCACCGGGCGCCGGAGGCCUGCAUGACGAGAGUGAUGACGGCGGAAGGCCACCCAGCGAGUAG
Molecule: messenger RNA, 3075 nt
Organism: Durusdinium trenchii
Lineage: Eukaryota; Dinophyceae; Suessiales; Symbiodiniaceae
Source: the annotation of a GenBank genome assembly